GAACAACCCAGCUCGAUCGGAGCUUGAAGAAAAAAAAGUCAACGAACAAGAUCUCGGAAGAAUUCAAAACACCCACCAACAACCACCACCCUUUCUGUAACGUGAAGGUCGUCACGCAAACAUGUCUGCCAUUGGGACUUUGGUUUUCUGCAACGAUUGCGGUAAUCUCUUGCCUGCAUCCAAAGGAAGCGAGAAGAAUAUUCUACUCUGCGAAUGCUGUGGUGCGGAGAACAAAGACGCCGCUGCCAAGACAGUCAUCACCAGAUCGACCCCAGCCGACUUUCCGUCUCCUUUGCGCCAGCAGCUGUCUAGCGUGCAAACGGUCAAACGCCAUGAGCUUGUAACCGAGGCUUUGACACAGAAGACGUGUGAAAAAUGCGGCAGGAAAGAGGUCAGGUUCUCCGCCGUCCAGCUACGCAGCGCCGACGAGGGGUCCACCAUCUUCUACAACUGCGAAUGCGGGAACAGGUGGGCUGAGAACAACUGAUCUUGGUGUAUUGCAAAGCCAAUGGCCUCUGCCCAAUGCCUGUUUAGGAUACGAGCAUCCCCCCAAGUCCCGAAACCGCGCACGACUCUGCAUAUACUACUACGAUAAACCCGAGGCCGCAAGGACCACCAAAUGCUUUUUAUAUACCCGAAACGCCGGUGUGCGCGCCUAUCAACGACGACGACACAUACUCCUUAGAAUUACACAGCAACCGACUGCUUAGCUGGAAAAGGGCGACAUGGAGAUGCUCGAGAUAUUCAAGCUACGAUCUCGGGAAUCAACGCAUACUCGGUCUGGCCACUCUUCUCGUACUCGGCCAUAUCGAGAGCGACUAUGCAGCUCUCCCGCACGACUUGCUCCUUGUCGUCCAGGAAUUUUCUCAGCGUGGCCUCGACACCCUCCUCCUCCCCUAGCCCGCCCAACGCCUCGGCAGCCUCGUGACGAACCAUGCUCGCUUCCUCGACGUUGCUUAGCGCCGCGGUUAGCGCGGGGAUAGAGGCUGGGUGGGAUAGCUGCCCAAACACAAACGCGAUUUCGUGGCGGAACAGCGCGGACUCGUCUUCGAGCCCGCGGGCGAGAGCCAGGACCGCAGGCACGGCCGUUGGGAGGUCGGGGGGAGAAGCUAGGUCUCGCAGAGCAAACAUGGCGCGGUAUCGUUGGAAGAGCGGCUUUGAUGUGUCCAUGAGGGUCUCACCCAGCUUCUGCACGUUCUCGUCGGCUUGUUGCGCCAUGGGAGGAGCGGGAUCAACGGAGGCGAAAUCGCUAUUUUUGGUAGUAAAAAGAGGUGUUAGUUGUCACGCGGCAUAUUGAAAUAAACUAGAAGCAAGACUUGCCUCUGCUUGAGCUUCUCCUUUUUCCGCUCCUCCGAGUUUUCCCAGUUUAUCCUGUCGAUGGCGAUCUCG
Molecule: messenger RNA, 1389 nt
Organism: Gaeumannomyces tritici R3-111a-1
Lineage: Eukaryota; Fungi; Ascomycota; Sordariomycetes; Magnaporthales; Magnaporthaceae
Exons: 3
Coding region: 122-487 (121 amino acids)
Biological process (GO): termination of RNA polymerase I transcription; DNA-templated transcription
Cellular component (GO): RNA polymerase I complex
Molecular function (GO): nucleic acid binding; DNA-directed RNA polymerase activity; zinc ion binding
Source: RefSeq, a predicted model, not a curated record